Spirodela intermedia is the source of this 2273-nucleotide messenger RNA. NCBI's taxonomy places the organism in Eukaryota, Viridiplantae, Streptophyta, Magnoliopsida, Alismatales, Araceae. The record is from the annotation of a GenBank genome assembly.
AUGGCCUCUCCAGCGCCGCAGGCCUACGGGAUCCACCGACAGGACAUCCAGGCGGCGAUGGCGAAGGCGGAGGAGCUUCGGGCUCUCCACGCCGCUCUCAUGAACGGCGGCGCCGCUAGCAGCCCUGCCGCCGCCCGGAUGUUGCCCGCAGGACCGUCGCCGUUCCUGGCUAGGGCUCCCCACCCGUUCGCCGCCGAGGACUACCCUGUCUUCACGCCGGUGAGUGUCCGGAGAACCUCUCCCACCCCCGUUGUUCUUCCCCCCCUUCCCCAUUCCCCCCAUAGUCAUGUUUUUGCUGCUAGUUCCCACUUUUCCUUGCCCCAAUAGAAGGCUGUACCUUUGCUCUUCACCUGCUCCAUUCCUCCUCCAUUCCCUUCCCUUGUUUAAUUUUGAAAUCCUCUUAAGAUUUGAAAUCCUCCUCCAUUCCUCCUUCAGCUAAUAAGUUGGCGAAAGAUUUGAAAUCCUCUUCAGAUGUGAUCUAAAAUAUUAGUUUCCGGAAAUUUCUGAUAUAUGGGUUUCACACUGAUGGUGGUCUCUUUUAUUUAUUAUUUAUUUAUUAAUUUAUCUUCUAUCUAAGUGCUCUUAAAUCCGUUGACUAGAGCUUAACAUGGGAUUUCUGCUUAGUUCAUAAAAACCCUUAACAUGAUCAAUUCCUCAUGGACAUAUUAGUUGGCUCAGGGGGAGAGGAAUUCCAUCCAUCAUGCACCGAUUUCCUCAUUUUAUUCCUCAUACGUAUGCAUAUACUUUUGUUAAUUCAAUCGGAUGAUGGAAUGCCUGGACAGAGCUAUGAAGAUCACUUGCCCGGGUAUCACCACUAUGCCUGUUCUGAGAGCCAGGCUCCAUCAGAGACCUUAAGCCGAGCUGGGCUAGAUGGAGGGAGACAUGAUGUCAAUGGAGAGCUUUUCUACAAUAAGGAAGUCAACUCUUCUAGGAUAAUGAACAGAGAAGAUCUGUUCUUCCAAGCUAUGGAUGGUCAACCCUUCCCAGGUUCCAGUGCUCUUCGGAAGAAAUCUCCUGGAACAGAAACCAUAGGAUCCAGUCGGAGAAUCGCCUCUGAAGAGUUCAAGGCGGUCUCUACGAGCAGGAAAUGCAGGCCAGCAUCCAUUGACCGGGAAAGAAACACGACCAGCAGAAACCAGAGGAAGAUGAUCCCCCCUGUCCAGGAGAUUGAUGCCCAAAGGAACAGAGGAGCAAUGCUGUCGCGGCUAUUUCCUCGAUUCAGGAGGAAACCCAAGUCAGAGAUGUCCCCAAACACGCUAGAAACUGAAGAAAUGUCCCAGCUUUUCAAGGACUGGGGAAUUUGCUCCCUGGAGACCUUGAAGAGGGAGCUGAUAGAGGCCAACGAGAACCGGGAUGUUGCCCUGGCGGAGGUCAGCGAGAUGAGGUCCUCCUUGGACGAGCUCAGGCAGAAACUUGUGCACCUGGAGACCUACUGUGAAGAGCUGAAGAAGGCCUUGAGACAGGCUGCCCAGGGAAAAGAUGCAAUCUCUGCAGAGAAACUCAGCUUCCCACGAAGGGCAAAUCCCUCUGGUGGUGAUGGUGGGGACGGCACGAUGCCCGUCAGCCAUGACGUCAUGGUGGAGGGGUUCCUGCAGAUCGCCUCAGAAGCAAGGCUGUCGGUCAGGCAACUCUGCAAGAUCUUGAUCACCCAGAUUGACGAGGCCGAUACCGACUUGGCGGAGAACCUGGAACUUCUCCUCCGUCCUCACCAUCUGAACCUAAAUUCUAGGCAUUCAAAGGGUCUGCUCUUCCAUUUCGAGGGUGUUGUCAACCGGGUUUUCUACGAGGACUUUGAGAACUGUGGGUUCGAAAGGAAUGGUUCCCCGAGGGCUCUCGAUCCGCAGCAAGAUCGGAUGGAGAGCUUCUCGGCGUUUGUGGCGCUGAGGAACCUGAGCUCAAGCAAAGCCCUGAGGAAGGGAACGAAGAGCUACUGCGAGGCCUUCAACAGGUUCUGCGACCAGAAAAUGAGUUCAAUCAUCUUGACUUUGGGCUGGUCGAGGCCCUGGCCUGACCACCUCGCCCAGUCGUUCUUCGUGGCGGCCAAGUGCAUCUGGCUGCUCCACUUGCUGGCCUUCUCCUUCAGCCCGCCACUUCCAAUCUUGAGGGUCAGCGAGCACAGAAGCUUUGACCCCGUCUACAUGGAGGAUGCUCUCGCAGACCGACUGCAAGCCCACAGUCCAUCACGGGUCAAGAUCAUGGUCGCCCCUGGGUUUUAUGUUGAGGACAGGGUGCUCAGGUGCAAGGUCCUCUGCCGGCACAAGUUGCCCAGUUAA